Molecule: messenger RNA, 2287 nt
Organism: Amphibalanus amphitrite
Lineage: Eukaryota; Metazoa; Arthropoda; Thecostraca; Balanomorpha; Balanidae
Product: coiled-coil domain-containing protein 96-like
Exons: 1
Coding region: 241-1980 (579 amino acids)
Biological process (GO): cilium assembly
Cellular component (GO): ciliary basal body; axoneme
Source: RefSeq, a predicted model, not a curated record
CAGCGAAUUUUAGUUACGGACUUUAGCACCAUUUCAUUUGCACUCACCCGGGCACGAAAUAUCCUUCAUAAGCUGAAAUACUAUCUGAAUUCGUCUAUAUACUUCGUUCUUUUAUAUCAGGGCUAUUUCUGCAUCAAUUGUUCCCCACGGCCUAUUACUUGAUACAGCAUUUCUAGAACCUGUUAUAUCCAUGUCGCCCAAUUUGACCCAAAUGCAGCAUUGAAGUAAUUAUUGUCGUUUAUGAGCAUGGCUGAGGAAGGUGAAGCACAGGAGGUCCCUGCAGAGGCCACUGCAGCCGAAGAUCCCGCACAGCAGACGGAGGAGGUCCCGAGCGGAGACGCGUCCGCACCUGCUGAGGAAGGGGCUGGCGCAGCUCCGGAUGCGGAGGCGGUCGAGCACUCCCAGACAGCCGACCCUCCUGAGGGACCUCCCGAUCCGGGCGAUCAGGGAGCGGGAGAAGGCGCUGCGCAACUGAGCCCAGAAGGCCAACAGCCGGCGGCGGAACCUAAUGAGGAAAGCGCAGUCCAACCAAGCCCAGAAACGGGAGUGACAGAGGGAGAGAAUGUCGCCCCGACAGACGGAGAUCCUGCGGGAGGUGCUGCGCCGCAAUCUGAUGCCACUCCUCAGGAGGCUGACCCUGGAGUCACUCCAACCAUUAACGCAAGUCAACAGGAAACCGACGAGGCUGCUCACGACUCCACCACCGGAGGGGAGCCAACGGUCGCAGAGGACGACGCGUCCUCACUUGGAAAGGGAGAGGAAGAGGAGGACGGGGUCACUGACAUCACAUCGCAACAGCCUGCGGACGAUGAAGACACAGCGAGUGCCGCGGAGCAGACGACAGAGCGCGGAUCAGCGGAGAGCACAUCCGCCCACACACCAGAGGACGAGAGCACGUCAGACCGGUCCUCGGCAGAGGAAGCGACCACGCCUGGCUCCGCGGACAGCGGCGGCCGCAGCAGUCUGACGCGUCUAGUGGAGCGCAGCAACCUGGAGCAGCAGCACCGCGCGCUGCUGCUGCUGCGCCGCCAGCUGCUGGCGCGCAACCAGCGCCUCCAGCAGCGGCUCAGCCAGCACUUCAGCCGCAAAACGGACGACGCCGCCGAGCGCGUGGAGAAGAACGUGGGCGAGCUGGAGGCGCGCUACAGCCGCUACCUGAACGGCAUCCGCGAGCAGCAGCGCUUCACGGACGAGGAGCGAGAGCGGCGCCAGCAGGAGCUGGCAGCCUUCCGCGCCCAGGUGGAGCAGCAGAGCGAGCUGGUGGCCUCCGCCUACGCCGAGGUAGUGGACCUGCGCAGACAGGUGGCUCUAAAGUCGCGCAGCAGUCGCACCGGCCGCCUGAUGGCUGCCUCAGAGGUGGAGGCGCUCAUCAGUCGCGAGCAGCAGAAGGAGGUCGAGGUGCAGGAGGCGCGCCUGGAGAGCCUCCGCCGCGAGACGCGCCUCAACCGUCUCGAGCAGACCCUGCGCGAGAGCGAGGAGCUCGCCGGCGGCAUCCACCUGAUCGACUUCGAGCAGCUCAAAAUCGAGAAUCAGACGUACGCCGAGAAAAUUGAGGAGCGCAACGAGGACCUCACCAAGCUGCGAAGGAAGAUCAGCAGCACCGUGCAGAUCCUGACCCACCUGAAGGAGCGGAUCCAGUUCGAGCAGACAGAGAACACGCGCCGUCGGGAGCACCUGGAGACCGUGUCGGCAGAGGUCACCCACGGCCGAGAGAGUCUGGCGCAGCUCAAACAGCGCCGCGACCAGGUGCGCAACCGGACGGCCAGCCAGCGCGCCACGGCCGGCCUGCUCGGGCACGAGGCGCUCCUCCGCGACUUCGAGGCGCGGGUGGACGAGGAGGCGCGCCUGGUGCGCGAGCUGCAGACGCUGAAGAAGGAGUACGCCGACCACCAGCGGAUGACGCAGGAAAUUCGUCAGACGGUGCGCGCGCGCAAACAACAGCAGCACGACAAACGACACAGGUCGGCCAGCAAACACUGACCGGGAGAGCAGCAGCAGCACGACAAACGGCACAGGUCGGCCAGCAAACACUGACCGGGAGAGCAGCGGAGCAGCGACAGACACUCGCUGAGAAAGCAGUGGAGUAGUCGUAGGACGGUCAGCAGACGCUGGAGGGCGCAGGUCAGCAGAGUAAAUAUGGGCAGACACUGACGGGACGGCAGUAAAAAUAAUGCAUGACGGUCAUGUUCCACCGGGGAAUACGUUCCUGUUGCAAAUAAUGACACUGACGUUAGACAUUAUAACAGAGCCCGACGCAUAACGGUGGCAAGCCAACGCGCUGAUACAU